This is a messenger RNA of Crotalus tigris (Tiger rattlesnake), 4779 nucleotides long. Its product is annotated as complement factor H-like. The coding region runs from base 130 to 4005 and encodes 1291 amino acids. The transcript is spliced from 24 exons. The record is from RefSeq and is a predicted model, not a curated record. Lineage: Eukaryota; Metazoa; Chordata; Lepidosauria; Squamata; Viperidae.
AGAAAAAGCUCAAAGUAGGCUAUUCUUUGGAACAGUCAGAAGAGGCAAAGUAAGAAUAAGACAGGAUUUGAGAGAAACCAAGGAAGUCUUGUUGUAAAAGGGCAAAAGUGCCCUGUGCCCAGGUCUGGAAUGGCUUUCCAUUUUCUGGGUUACACUGUUCCAGUCCUGUUAUUGGCAUGCUUUACUGCUGUGGCUGCUCAAAAUGCCUGUGGACCACCUCCUAGAAGAGAACGUGAACAACCUAUGGAAGAACUGGAUGCAGAGACAUAUGUACAUGGACAUGUAGUAUCAUAUAAAUGCCGCCCUGGGUAUGUUAAAGCUUGGCAUAUUAGACUUAAAUGUAAUGAUGGAGUCUGGCAACAAUUGGCACCUUCUAAGAGCUGCACAGGAAUAUCUUGUGGCCACCCAGGAGAUUCUGAUUAUGCCAGUUUUGAACUUGACCGUGGAGAGGAUUUUACUUUUGGUGCCCGUGUUGUUUAUACGUGUAAUGAAGGGUAUAAGAUGCUCAGCCAAUUUGAUUACCGUGAAUGUCGAGCAAAUGGAUGGACCAAUGAGGUUCCUCAUUGUGAAAUCAACAAAUGUCGUCCAAUAGUACUACCAAGCAAUGUGAGAAUUAUUCAGGGUGCAAAAUCUCAAAUGAAUGAAGAUUUUUUAUCUGGUGAUCUAGUGAUAUUUGGAUGUAUUGGAAAGUUGAAAAUCAAAGGAUCUAAUAAAAUUACCUGUACAGCUGAUGGCACUUGGAGUGCACCUGUUCCAGAAUGUAUAGAAAUAACUUGCCAGGCAGACCAUAUUGAAAAUGGAAACAUACUAUCUCCAAAAUUCAUUUAUAAGGAAGGUGAGAGAAUCCGAUUCACCUGUAUUGAAGGAUACACAUUUGCUGACAGACCAGAUGCAUUGUGUACCGAGAAUGGAUGGGGUUCAAAGCUUCAAUGUAAAGAAAUUCAGUGUUUCCCUCCAGAAAUGACAAAUGGCCGCUUUCGACCUAGACGAGCUCAAUAUACAUACAAUGAUGAAAUUGAGACAAUAUGUGAUGAAGGGUUUGUCCAUGGAGGACCAAGAAAAGUUUCCAUAUGCACUGCAAGUGGUUGGAAUCCUCCUGCUUUCUGUAAACAAAUUCAGUGUGUCCCUCCACAAAUGACAAAUGGCUACUUUCGACCUAGACGAGCUCAAUAUACAUACAAUGAUGAAAUUGAGACAAUAUGUAAUGAAGGGUUUGGUUUUGAAGGGCCAGGAAAAGUUUCCAUAUGCACUACAAGUGGUUGGAAUCCUCCUGCUGUCUGUAAACAAAAGGUCUGUGACUAUAUCCGCAUAGAAAAUGGAAGAAUGACGGAUUAUUUGGAACGGUACAAACCAUUUCCAAUACGGCAUCGACAAACAAUUCAGUUUCUUUGCUCCCCUGGUUUUCUGGCUGCAGACAAACAGAAUAGAUGGCAAACAGCUACAUGCUUCAAUUCCCGCUAUGUCCCAGAACCAAAGUGUUUCAAAGCAUGUGAUCCUUCUCAAUAUAUUUAUUAUGGUGGCUUCAUUUAUAAUUACUGGAACACGUACAUAGAAGGUGACAACAUUACAUUUGCUUGUAAUAAGGGAUAUUCUCCUGCAAACCAGCAGUCAACAGUCACUUGCACAAAAAGGGGGUGGUCACCUCCUCCAAGAUGUAUUGUAACAGAAGUUGAACACACCUGUAAGGUUCCUCUAUUCCAAGGGCAUUUUGUACCGGAGCAACAGAGUUUUCGGAUCAAUGAUAAAGUAAAAUAUAUUUGUCAGGAUGGCUAUACAACCUCAAAAGGAGAGACUGAGGUAGAGAUACAGUGCCUUACAGAGGGCUGGAGCCCAGAGCCAGAAUGUAUCAGGACAUGCUUAGAGUCACCUGCAGAUAAUUUUAUCUUCAACACAACUAAGCCUGUUUUUUUUCCUGGAGACGUACUUCACUAUGAAUGUAAAGAGGGGUUUGAAAUCACUAAAAGUAGCAUCAGUGACACCGUGAUGUGCACUGAGAAAGGUUGGGAACCUACUCCUCCUAGAUGUGUGGCAUUUCUAUGUCAUGCUCCAUUUUUGGAAAAUGGCACAAUUGAUCCAAGAGAGGACGUAUUUCAGCAUAAAAUGGUGGUGCAUUUUAACUGUGACACAGGAUUCACAAGAGUUGGCCCUGAAUCUGCACAAUGUUAUCACUUUGGAUGGUCUCCACUGCCUCCAGUCUGUAAAGAAAAUGUUAAAUCUUGUCAGGCAUUACCCAGGAUUUCACAUGGCAUGGUUACCGGUGAACGUAAAGCAGUAUAUCAGCAUGGUGAUCUUUUGGAAGUUCAGUGUGAUAUCUCAUUUGCACUUCAUGGAUCAAAAAUCAUAGAGUGUGUGGAUGGUGAAUGGGCACCCUUACCAUCAUGCAUAGAAGAAGCAAAAACUUGUGGACCACCUCAAAAAAUUACAAAGGGAAGUCCUGUUGAUGCUACGGCAUCCAUAUACAGGCAUGGUGAAACCGUGGAAUACAAAUGCCAAAAACGAUCUGUCAUUAUUGGGACCAACCCAGCCAAGUGUCUUCAUGGACAAUGGGAACUACCAUCAUGUCUUGUUAAUCCACGAAGUUGUGCACGUCUACAGCAUGCAGACUUUCAACCAGGAAAUUUGUUUAAGACCAACCAGUUUGCAACCUACCGCUGUGGUUCCAAUCUGCAGCGAACAAAAUGUGUUGAUGGAUCAUGGUUUCCCAAGCCACAGUGUAAAGAAACCUGCCCUCCACCACCUCAGCUUCCCAAUGCCAUUAAUAUAGCCGAGAUGAGAAUCUACAGGAGCGAAGAAGAAAUCAGCUUCCAGUGUCAAGAACAUUUCCUUCUUCAAGGCCCACAAAAAAUAAAGUGUGAUGAUGGAAAAUGGCAAACACCUCCACGCUGUCUUGAUUUACGAUGUGAACCUCCUCCUCAAAUUGGCAAUGGUGUACUAGAAAUUGAGAACCGCACAUUUUUUCCUGGUGAAGUUGUGAAGUAUACUUGCGUUUCAGGUUUUAAAGUUAGUCAAAUAAAUACUGUAACAUGUGAAAAUAAGAAAUGGUCUGAGCUACCUGUUUGCAAAGAAAAGUCAUGUGGUCCACCCCCGGAAAUCCACAAUGCUUCAUUGCAGCAAGAAGACAGAGAAGAAUAUGAUCCUGGAGAAAUAAUAAACUAUAAAUGCAAUCGAGGAUUUUAUGCUGAAGGCAAUGCUAGCAAAACAUGUAGCAAAGGAGAAUGGAUGGGAUCGUUCACUUGUGUUGACGCAACCUGUCCAGAACCCCCUACAGUUGAAAAUGCCGAAAUUGAAGAAGAUACAAUGAAGAAGUAUGUACAUGGCGAGAAAAUAAAUUAUCAGUGUAAUGAUGGUUUUGAAAUAUCUGGAUCAGGUUCUGUAAUAUGUACAAAAAAGAAGUGGUCACGCUUGCCAAGCUGUGAAGAUGUAAGAUGUUCUUCUCCCCCUCAAAUUCAAAAUGGUCGAAUUGUUAGUACAAUAAAGGAGAUGUAUUUGCCUCAGGAGAAGGUGCAGUAUCGAUGCAACCCACGUUAUGCUCUUCUUGGGUCUCCUUUCGUUAAAUGUUUGAAGAAACAUUGGUCACAAGCACCACGUUGUUCAGAUAUUGGAGGGAAAUGUGGACGCCCACCUCCUGUGGAGAAUGGAGACAUUGUGGACUCACCCAAGGCAAACUAUUUCCAGUCUGAAAGUGUAACUUAUCAGUGCCAAAAUCUCUAUACAAUGGAAGGUUCUCCCAGAGUGACUUGUCAUAAUGGUCAUUGGUCACAAACACCAACAUGUAGAGCUGCUUGUACAGCAAGUGAAGAAGAUAUGAGACAACACAAUAUAAGGCUGAAGUGGAUCAAUGGAGAUAAAAUAUAUUCCGCAGAUGGAAAUAUCGUUGAAUUUGAAUGUAUAAGACGCCAUAAACUACAUCCAAAUUCUGGCGCAUUAAGAGUUAAUUGUGUGAAUGGGGAAUUUGACUAUCCGCAUUGCAUUCCUAACCAAGUAAAUGAACAAGAGAACAUAUAGAGCAUCGUUGAAGUAGAAGAUGAGUGUCUGAAAUCAUAUAUCAUUCUCUUUAAUAUGUUCACAUGAAGCUGGAUUGUAUACAGUUAUAAACAGUGGAUCCAAACCUCAAAGCCUGUUCCGUAAAAGACAGAUUUUACCAACUGUAAUUACUGGGAAAAGGAUAAAUUUCUAGACCUUCUUUAAGCAGAUAAAAUACUAUAAUGUAACAUUAUAUAUAACAUCCCCUAAACUCCGCUGAAGAUGUUACCUAGCCUGGUAAUGAAAUAUUCAGAUACCAACACACAAGCUCGGAGAACGAACCUCUACCCUCAUAAUGUAACAUUAUAAAUACAUUUUUUAAAUGCAUCUGGAGUGAAGAAUGUAGAUUAUUUUCUAUAUAUAUUUUAGCUGUAAACAUUUGAUUAAUCUGAAUUAUCAAUCAGCAGCCAUUUUUAAAGCAAUGACAAUAGAUCAUUGAAAUAGAUGUUUUUACAUAUAGAGGUGUUAAGCUCUUUAAAAAAUAAAAAAAUCCAUAAAUGAUUUUUACUGUCACACAAUUUUAGUUUAUUUUGUAAAGAUACAUUUAAUACUCCAGUUCACAAUCUAAUCCAAGAUCCAGAAAGAGUGGCUCUGGAAAUAGCCUAAUCUACUUUGAUGUUCAGAAUCUGAUGGAGGUUCGGCCAGAUGGAUUUCUAUAAUUGUUUUUGUUUUGCUUUGUUUUUGUUUAUUUGUUUUUAUAGUACAAAAUUAUAUAUUUAUAAGUAAUUAAAGAUUAAAAUAAAGUUUAGAAAUUGG